AUGAGCAAGCAAGUAGACGUACUCUUGAAGAGUAUAUUACCCGGUACAUGUUCAGAUCUUAUUCUAAACAAAAAUCCAAAAUUAAAAGCAAAAUUAUAUUCGCCACAUUUCCAGGGCCUCGCAACACCUAUCGGUGAAUUCUAUACCACUAUUCCGGCUUUUGAAUAUAUUUAUGGUAUCGUAUGUAGUAUUCAAGGUUUGCCUCCUGCAAAAUUUACCGUCAAAUCGUCAGAAUUAGUUCACAUAACGUAUGAUUUAUCUAAAUAUUUGUUGUUUAUGACAAAUAAAAUACCAUAUGGAACAAGUGAUAGAGAAGAUCAAAGUAAUGUUGUUUGUAGACAAUUGCAUCUUCAGUUAGCAUUUGUCGAUCCAAAUGUACAUUGCAAGCAUGUAGGAAGAAGUGGUGGUGGUGCAUGCACAGAUAAAACAGCGCAAUCCUAUUACAAACGGCCGGACGUUCUUAAAUGUGCGUAUAAACGACCAUAA
Molecule: messenger RNA, 486 nt
Organism: Didymodactylos carnosus
Lineage: Eukaryota; Metazoa; Rotifera; Eurotatoria; Philodinida; Philodinidae
Source: the annotation of a GenBank genome assembly